GAACAUUCUGUGGAGAUGGGAUAUAGUAGUGACACACACAGCAAACCUUAAAAAUGCUCCUGUGAGUGCAGUGAAUAAGGAGGCAGAACUAGAAACAGAGGUCCAUAGACACUAAACAACAACGUUCAGCCACAUCCUAGUGUCUUCCCCCUCAUCCUUGCUGUUGACUGCCAUUGCACUUCCUACAUCCAGAAUUCUUCUUCUAAAGCCUACUCCGUGUCAUUUUCACCUGUAGCUAGGUGCCAUCCUCACUGCUCCUGUCAGGUAAACAACUCUUCCCCAACCGGAUGCUCUGUUUCCCCCGAAGUGAAAUCAGCGUGUGAAAGGAGCGGAGGUGCAUUCCUCAGAGAUGGCUUUUGCGUCGCGUUUGGUCUGCUUUCAGCGAUCGAAGCAAUCGCGCAACCCGAGAAAACAAGGCUAAUGGGGUCGCCUGCCACGUAAUUGCUGGAGAAUGGUGCUGAAGGGACAGCUCCCACCUCGCCUCUCUUGAAAGGCAGGGGAAGCCUUGGCAGCAGCGCUCCUUUCACCUUGGAGCUGGAGCGAGUGGAGAGGCGCUUGGAUGGAGCAGCGGCGACUCCUUCAGACGUUUUGAGCCCACCCUGCCGAGGACACCCUCGCCUACUCCCCCCCCCCCAUGUUUUUGUGAUGCUUUUUUCUCCUCCGCGAAGCUAAAGCGUCUCCUCGAACUGGCACAAUGACUGAAGAGAGGUUUCCUAGCAGCAGGUGGGGGCUGCUUCCCUUGCUUUCGGGGUUGGCAGUCAAGGGCGCUGGCAUGGCCACCUGAAGAUGGGAGGAGCGCCCCCCCCUUCCCCGCUACAACAAGUAGUUCUUCGUUUGACACCAACACAACCGAGUCUGGAGGCAGCUGCGAAGGAAAGAGCGUUUGCAAUGUGAAGAGCAGCCUCCUUCUCUCGUGUCACCAAGUCAUGUCUGAGCCACAGAGAUGGGGAAGCUCGAGGACCACGAGAGGGUGAUCCUCAACGUCGGGGGCACGAGGCACGAGACCUACCGGAGCACCCUCAAGACGCUGCCGGGCACCCGCCUGGCUCUGCUGGCCUGCGAGUCCCCCGGCGGCGGGGAAGAGCACCAGGCGCCGCCCCUGCCGGCUCCCCCGCCGCCCCUGCCCGCCCCCAACCCGGGACCUAACCCGGGAGGAGGCGGCGGCGGCGGCGCGGGAGGCCCCUUGGACGGCGCGGGCGGCAGUGCCUGGAGCCCGCGCAGCAAUGGCGGUGGCGGCGCCGCCACGUGCUGCGAGUUCUUCUUCGACCGGCACCCGGGCGUCUUCGCCUACGUGCUCAACUACUACCGCACGGGCAAGCUGCACUGCCCCGCCGACGUGUGCGGGCCGCUCUUCGAGGAGGAGCUGGCCUUCUGGGGCAUCGACGAGACCGACGUGGAGCCCUGCUGCUGGAUGACGUACCGGCAGCACCGCGACGCCGAGGAGGCGCUCGACAUCUUCGAGGCGCCCGACCUCAUCACCGGAGAGCCGCCCGCCGAGCCUGACGACGACGAGCUGGCUGCCAAGCGACUGGGCAUCGACGACGUGGGAGCCGCCGCCGCAGCUGCCGCCGCCCUCGGAGCCCCGCUCGACGUCAAGGGCGGCCGCUGGAAGAGACUCCAGCCGCGCAUGUGGGCGCUCUUCGAGGACCCUUACUCUUCCCGCGCCGCCAGGUUCAUUGCGUUUGCUUCUUUAUUCUUCAUCCUACUUUCAAUCACAACCUUUUGCCUGGAAACCCACGAAGCAUUCAACACCAUCAAAAACAAAACAGAGCCAACCAUCAAUGGUUCCGAGGUGGUUCUACAGUAUGAAAUAGAGACGGACCCUGCUCUGACGUAUGUUGAAGGAGUAUGCGUGGUGUGGUUUACAUUUGAAUUUUUAGUCCGCGUUGUUUUUUCACCCAACAAACUUGAAUUCAUCAAAAACCUAUUGAAUAUCAUUGACUUUGUGGCGAUUUUGCCCUUCUAUCUUGAGGUGGGCCUAAGUGGGCUGUCCUCCAAAGCUGCUAAGGAUGUGCUUGGUUUCCUCAGGGUGGUCAGGUUUGUGAGAAUCCUGCGAAUCUUCAAGCUCACCCGACAUUUUGUGGGCCUCAGGGUGCUGGGUCACACGCUCCGAGCAAGCACCAACGAGUUUUUGCUGCUGAUAAUAUUUUUGGCAUUAGGAGUAUUGAUAUUUGCCACCAUGAUCUACUAUGCUGAGCGAAUAGGAGCCAGACCCAACGACCCUUCUGCUAGCGAACACACAGAGUUCAAAAACAUCCCCAUUGGUUUCUGGUGGGCUGUGGUCACCAUGACAACUCUUGGGUAUGGAGACAUGUAUCCAAAGACAUGGUCAGGGAUGCUAGUGGGUGCUCUGUGUGCUUUAGCUGGGGUGCUGACUAUAGCCAUGCCUGUGCCUGUUAUUGUCAACAACUUUGGAAUGUACUAUUCUCUGGCUAUGGCGAAACAGAAGCUUCCGAGAAAGAGAAAGAAGCACAUCCCACCUGCUCCUCAGGCAAGCUCCCCUACAUUUUGCAAGACAGACUUGAACACAGCCUGCAAUAGCACACAGGGGGAAGUCUGUCUGGGCAGAGACAACCGGCUGAUGGAACACAAUAAAUCAGUGUUAUCAGGUGAAGACAGUACAGAAAGUGAGCAGCCACUGUCACCUGUGGAAAGGCUCCCACCAAUCAGACGCUCUAGUACCAGAGACAAAAACAGAAGAGGGGGAACAUGUUUCCUACUGACAGCAGGUGAUUACGCGUGUGCUACUGAUGGAGGGAUCAGGAAAGUGUUAUACAGAAUUUAUCAUGGAUUUUUGACUGCUGAAAAAGGGACAAUGGAAUUUAGCCAUACCAAGGACUGUACUGGAAAGAGACUGCUCCUCCUGAAUGGGUCCUGAUAAUCACCUGCCGCCUUGAAGAGAUCCUUCCAAUUUCCUAUGGAAGUGGAGCUUGUUAUGGGGAUUAAGGACCAAUUCCAACUGCUGCUGCUGCUGCUGCUGCCAGCAGACACAAUUAUUAGUCACUAUUGAUGAAUCAGCUGUACAUAGGUUGUGUGUGCAUGGAAUAUCAGCUUUAGUCAUCUAUGCCAAGAGAUGCUGAAUUCAAAGACAUCAUCUCUGAGACUCCACGGGGGGGAAAAAAAGGCCGACACACCUCUUUGUGUAUUCUUCCUGGUCCCUACAGUAGGUUCUGCUGUGGAUCAUACAGAGGCACACAUGUUUAACAAUAGUGAUGUAAACGCUGUCUGUCAUAGGUUUCCUCAUAACAACUGUAUUUUUGCAAAGUUUGUAACUCAUGAACGUUACUGGCAUGGGAUUUUGCUACAAGUCUUUAUGCUCUCAGUUCGCCAUAUCUAUAUUUUUAUGAAUACUAGUGAACAUGCCAAUGUUUCGGUUUACUUUUGAAAUGGAUAAGAAAUAUGUGACUGCAGACAUAAACAGUAA
Lacerta agilis (Sand lizard) is the source of this 3424-nucleotide messenger RNA. It is a transcript of the gene KCNC2, whose product is annotated as potassium voltage-gated channel subfamily C member 2. The record is from RefSeq and is a predicted model, not a curated record. Gene Ontology annotation, biological process: protein homooligomerization; potassium ion transmembrane transport. The transcript has 5 exons. Lineage: Eukaryota; Metazoa; Chordata; Lepidosauria; Squamata; Lacertidae. Bases 944 to 2878 code for a protein of 644 amino acids. Gene Ontology annotation, cellular component: neuronal cell body membrane; voltage-gated potassium channel complex; axon. Gene Ontology annotation, molecular function: delayed rectifier potassium channel activity; protein binding.